AUGAGUUGGGGAUAACCUGAAGAAGUACCUUAGCAAGCAUAAUCUUGGGGUAAUGCAGAAUCAACAUGGGGCAAUAAUGGAGAUUAAUAAUAAUAGGAUAAUAAGCCCGCAUGGGGUGAUUCUAAUAAUGGUUAGGAGAAUAAGGAAUUUAGAGGAAGAGGUGGACGAGGAGGUAGAGGCGGAAGAGGAGAUAGAGGAGGAAGAGGAAGAGGAGGAGAUAGAGGUGGACGAGGAGGCAGAGNUUAGAUAACAAAUUUUUUAUUAAAAAAAGACUAAAAUUUAAGUACGUAAUAUUCCACACUUUAAAAUUUCAACACACAAUUCUAACCAUGA
This is a messenger RNA of Paramecium octaurelia, 333 nucleotides long. The record is from the annotation of a GenBank genome assembly. NCBI's taxonomy places the organism in Eukaryota, Ciliophora, Oligohymenophorea, Peniculida, Parameciidae.